CGCGUGCUCACUCGGUGCCGCGCGGGCCUCUGAACCUCCGCGGACACCCUAGCUUUCGGCUGCUGCUCUCCUGGCGGCUACCCUUAACCGCAGCUGGUGGGUACGGCAGCUCUUUGGGGACAAAAGUCUUCCCUCUUCGUUGCGCUCUGCUUCGUACUUCGUAUUUUGGGCAAAUCUGAGAAGGCAGGUAUUAGCGCCUCCAUUGAGCUGCUACCAGAGAGGUAGGAGAAGGCUGAGCCUGGCGCGGAGUUCGGGCUGACUGGGCCCUAGGCCCGCGAAACGCCGUCGCUGCCCGGAUGUUGCGAUGGCUGAUCGGGGGAGGCCGAGAACCUCAGGGACUGGCCGAGCAAUCUCCUUUACAGACAAUAGGUGAAGAACAAACUCAGAACCCCUACACUGAACUGCUUGUACUGAAAGCUCAUCAUGAUAUUGUACGGUUUCUGGUACAGUUAGAUGAUUACAGAUUUGCAUCUGCUGGUGAUGAUGGAAUUGUAGUUGUGUGGAAUGCCCAGACAGGAGAAAAACUUUUGGAACUCAAUGGACACACUCAAAAGAUAACAGCUAUUAUUACAUUUCCUUCUUUGGAAGCUUGUGAAGAAAAAAAUCAACUGAUCUUGACAGCCUCUGCUGACAGAACAGUUAUUGUAUGGGAUUGUGAUACUGGCAGACAAGUUCAGAAAGUGUCAUGCUUCCAGUCUACUGUAAAGUGUUUAGCUCUUCUUCAGAGACUAGAUGUUUGGCUUUCUGGUGGGAAUGACCUCUGUGUGUGGAACCGAAAAUUAGAUCUCCUGUGUAAGACUAGUCACCUUUCUGAUACAGGAAUCAGUGCUUUAAUUGAAAUACCUAAGAACUGUGUUGUGGCAGCAGUUGGCAAAGAACUGAUAAUUUUCAGGCUGGUAGCACCCACGGAGGGAUCACUAGGAUGGGAUAUUCUUCAAGUUAAGCGCCUCCUUGAUCACCAGGAUAAUAUUCUCUCACUGGCUAAUGUCAAUGAUUUGAGUUUUGUAACUGGCUCCCAUGUUGGAGAGCUCAUCAUCUGGGAUAUCCUGGACUGGACUGUGCAGGCCUGUGAACGCAACUUCUGGGACCCAUCUCCACAGCUGGACACUCAGCAAGAAAUAAAACUCUGUCAAAAGCCAAAUGACGUUUCUAUUCAUCAUUUCACAUGGGAUGAAGAGAAUGUAUUUGUUGCAGUUGGAAGGGGUUUAUACGUGUAUAACCUUCAAAUGAAGCGUGUGAUUGCCUGCCAGAAAACUGCACACGACUCCAAUGUCCUGCACGUUGCCAAACUUCCAAACAGGCAGUUAAUCUCAUGCUCAGAAGAUGGCAGUGUACGCAUUUGGGAGUUACGAGAAAAACAGCAGCUUGCAGCUGAACCUGUACCAACAGGUUUUUUUAACAUGUGGGGAUUUGGAAGAGUAAAUAAACAAGCCAGCCACCCUGUUAAAAAACAACAAGAAAAUGCCACUUCAUGUUCACUAGAGCUUAUUGGAGAUUUAAUUGGACACUCAUCAUCUGUGGAGAUACGGAGUUUUACAGUCAGAUCCAAAGAAGUCUCCAAGAUGUUUCUGUACUUUGAAGAUCAUGGACUAGUGACAUGUUCUGCUGAUCAUCUCAUUAUUUUGUGGAAAAAUGGAGAACGAGAAUCUGAAUUGCGCAGCUUAAAGUUAUUUCAAAAAUUAGAGGAGAAUGGUGACUUGUAUCUUGCUGUCUAGUUUAAGGAAUUUGAACACCUGUGCAUGAACAGCAAAUAUAGGGGUAAUACUCUGAAAACCAUUACCAUAUUAAUCACUUAAAUUUUGUAAUUUUUUUUUCUUGUUACUCCAUAAAAUUCCAAUUGUUUGUUUGAAUUCUUUUUUCUGGGGCUGCAAACCAGCAACAAGUUGCUUCUCAGGUAUUAGUACAUUCACAAGUUUUUCAUUUGACUUUUCACAUAACAGUUACCUGAAACCAUUGAAGGAAUGGGUCUAAUUUCAGCAGUGAAUUUUCAGAAAGUGAAGUUUUCAGAGUUCAUCACAUAUACCUGUUGAAGCAGAAUUAAAUUAUACCACACUGUCCUCACAGAGAUAAAUUUUUUAUGCUUUGAAAAAAAUUCUACACCAGAAAUUAUAUGAGCUUAUGUUUAAACGAGGAGAAGAGUACUUGGAAGCUCUCACUCUCUUUAAUGAACCUCUCACUCUCUUUAAUGUAAUUAUAUUGCCUCUAACUAAAUUUUUAUUCAUCACCAGGGAUUAGAUUUUUAAAAUAUUACAUGUAAUUUCUUUCAUUUAGCCUUUUUGGAUUUUGAAAUACCUGACUUUUUGUUCUCCAAAGUUAGUAUUUUAACUAUACCUGUCAUUGUUUUAAAGAUUUAUUCAAGGAGAACUUACUUUUAUGGAAAUAAAUAUACAUGAUCAUUAUAGAUGAUAUUUUGGGAGAAAAAUGAAAAAUCCAGUGAAGAGUAAAUAGGUAGGAUGUAGCAUAUCUUGGAAUUUAAACCUUGAGAUGAUGAUAGCUAGAAAACUGAUGCCUCCCUGUAGGAAAUGAAGAUUCCAUAAUAAUUGUACUUUGUGCUGCUAUUGAAGUGGUGAGUGCUGUGUUUUAAGCUUCUUAAUUUGAACCUAGACCCUGGGAGGAGGUAGAAAUAGAAAUAACAGUAUUUUUUAUUCUUUGGUUUUCUUUAGAGCCUGUUUGUUUGAUUAAGAAUUCUUGUGAUAAAUUUAAAUAUAUCCUUUCUCCUACAAAUCCCCCUGGUCUUUAGUAACUUUCAAUAUUCUAAAUAUGAAGCAAACAUGAAUCUCUCUCUGUUUUAACUACAGCUUUUUUUUUUGGUGCCAACUAAUUUGUUUAAAUCAUUUAAAAAAAAAAUUCUAGCUACUAAAAUCCCUAUAAACUCAAAUCAGGAGGAAUCUUAUUAGGGUGUAUUUUUUUCCCCCUAGCCUGAACAGCUAUUGACUAGAUUCUUGGUAAUAGACGAGCAGCUGCCCCUCAUAUAUGCCAGAGAUGAGAGCUAGAUCAGUAAAGUUACAGUGUUUCCAAAGUGCCUGAUUCAUCUUACCAUUGGCUCAAAUAUGAAAUGCUUGAGACAGACAGGCAUUGCUUAUGAGUUUCUUGCAGACCACUGAGAGAGAUUUAAUCAUCUUCACUUCAUCACCCCAUCAGCCUUAGAGCACUCUUUCUCCCUUUUGGUACUAAAGAAUAAAAAUUUAAAAGUGUUCCAUACAUUAAAAAAUGGGUGGGUUUAAUUGUGGAGUUAAACUGUUGAUGAAAGUAUCGUAUUGAAGUAAACAACAGGUGGCUGAUGUGUCUGUCAGAGGACUAAUCCUUCUCAAAGAACACUUUCUGGAUUUAUUUGUUCAUCACACACACCCUAAUGGACUCUUUGUAAAUUGUUGUUUUCACUAGCUUUACCUUUGACAGUUGUUGUUUCCUCAACUACCUACAAAGUCUGGAAGAGCUAUGGUCAUCUAUGACAGACCAGUGCCAUAAUGUUAUAAAUAAGGAAGCUGAAGCCCAGUCAGGUAAGGCCUUCCAGUUAGUUAGCUCAAUUCUCAUUAGCAGUAAACAAAUUUAAAAACAAACUGAACAUGACUGGAAUGAGAGAGAAGGGUUGUAUGAUUACCCCUUGAGCAAAACCAGAUAAUGUUCAUAGUCAUUGUUUCUGUUUUAAUUCACAAUGAAAAUACCUUUAUGGAGAAAUACAAUAAAAUUUAUGUAACUAACUUCCAUUAUAUAAUAGAAGAAUGUGAAUAGAAAAAUUAGCACUGCCUUUUAGCCAACAGAUUGUUGUUAUCGUGGCAUAUUUGAGCAGUCAUACUGAGGCACCUCUAAUCUUUCAUCCUGAAAUUGGAACCUGGGUAGGAUUCCUAAACCAGGCAGACAUGCAUUUUGAUCUGAGUGCAUCAGAUUAUUGAUGAGAGUCAUUUUUAGGCUUUUAAUUUUCCUCCAUAGAUGGACUUUCUCCUAUUAACAGCUAGCUUUUUCUUGGGAGAUUCUACUAUUAGGUCAUGAGUUUUAAAGUUUUCUUGAAUUGUAUUAGAUAUUCAAUGAAUUAUAAAAGGAAUUCAUAGAUUCUUAACUGCUUUUUUUCCUAAUUUGUUCUGGUUUAGUAUUAUGUAAUAGUAAUCUAUUCACGUGAAUGAUACAAACCACAGGUGAGUUGGGGGAGCAAAUAGUACUGAAAGUACCACUGUGAGUCCCUCUGUUAUUAAAAUCUAGAGGAAAACCUCCAACCCAUUCACGGGAACCUGAUGGUUUUUGCUUUCAUGAAUGCCCUAAGGUCAGAGAUGGAGUAAAACAGUGAGAUGGGAAAAUCUAGCAGGGACUCAGACUUGAUGGCUGCUCACUAGUUGUAUGCAGACUGCUGCAAAAAGUUGAACUUUCAAAUUAGAAGAAUACAACUAUAACUGAGGUCGAUAAAUAAAUAUUAUGUGCAUUUUUUCCAUUUCUCUAGCUUAGCUUUCAGUGCUGUUAAUAUUUGCAACACCAGAAGUAAUACUAUGCAGUGGGCCUUGUCAUUUUUAAAUAAAAAUACCCUUAUUACCUCAUUCUGUGGCUUAGUCACAUAACACAAUCAAGCGCCUAAACUUAAGGGACAUUGUAUUUAUCUUUCUCAAGUUGAGUGCGUUCUGAUUAAUAGAUGAGGCUUGUUCUUUGCCCACAAGACUAACCAGUCCUAACUCUGAAGGCAAGCAUAUUUUAAAAUCUUAAAUUGGAAGUAAAGAAUAGCCUAAAUAAAUUAUAGGGUUAUUCUGGUCCCAGUAACAGUGUUUUAUAACUAACUUCUGGUUAAGUAGUAAUGUGACUUCUCUCUAGAUUAGAUCAUGUUAUAUUUUCCUAAAUUAAUAGGGUUCCCCUCAACACAGACUUAAGCUCAGUAUGAGAGACAAUUAUAAUAGUUUAUACUCACUCAUCCAAUACACAUACCAUCUGAAAGACUAUUUGGAGGAAUGCACUAUUUAGUUAGCAACUCAGUAGAAGAUUACACCAUAGUAGAUUACACUGAUAAAGAGCAGAGCUAUGCUAAAGCUUUAGUACCUGGCAGUGUUAAUAUGAAAUUAAUUUGAAAUUAUACUGAGUCAGCUCUAACAAACAUUCACAUAGAAAAAUGUCAGACAUCUGAUGAAUGUCACUUACCAAACGGAACCAAAAGCGAGAUGGUCAAGAAAAGAUUGUCGUUGCCUCAGGCAAGCUUCUGAAGCCUAGGCAAAUUAUUUAGCUCCUUAAAAUGGGAUUCUGACAUCCUGAAUUUAAUGUGUUCUGAAAACAAAGCGUGUGACUCAUGAAAUAAAUAACACUAAACCGAAAUAUUGAAAUUAUGAAAAAUUUAGGCCAAAGAGGUAAAAUAAAAACAGCUGUUAGGAAUGAAAAAUGGCUGUAGGAAUUUAGUUACAAGUACUUCACAAAAACAUUUUCAUCACAUUUACAUAGUGCAGCAUUACAAUACAAAGCUAGCUGCUCUCCUGACCAAGCAAGUUCUCUUACCAUCUAACAAAAAUAAUUUAGGUACAUUUCUUUGCAUGGAAUUGUCAUAUAUGUUUCCAUUUGUUGGUACAAAACAUAGAAAAAAACAUUGGCAUGUUUUGUAGUGAUAAGUAAUUUUUUCCCCCAUGUACUAGAGUUCCAAGUGUUCUGCAUUCCAAUUUUCAUUUGAAAAAAGUAACUAACUACUGGUUCAGUUAAUUUAGUCUCUGUUUGUUUACACCUCUUAGAAAUGCAGCAUGAAGUACAGAAAAUUUGAAAGAAAAACAAAGAUUUUGUUUACAGAAUCUAUAAUACAUAGAGAAGGGUUGGCUGGUAAAAGAGAAAAGAAAAUCUCAAGUCUGACUUCAUGUAGACCACAGAAAGUUGUGAAAAGAGCUGUAUAAAAAUACGCACUUGUGCUUUAGAAGCUUUUAGCAUACAAUUAAUAGCUUAAAAUACUAUUUACUGCUUCCCCAUAUGCUAUUUUCUGAUAUAUUUACACACCUUGCAAUCUUUUUUUCAUCAUUAAAGCAAAAUGGCAUGAUCUUAAAUAUAGAUAGGUUAAAAACAUCUGAACUUUGAAACUUCCUCUGUCUCCUCAGUACUCGGCACAACGUACUCCAUGGACUUAAACCCAGAAAAUUUAGAUUGUUUUAAUAAAAAUUUUAAACAGCAAAUGUAUAUAAAUUUUUUUUUUUAAAAAGCUUGUCCAAGGGCAUUCAGAUUAAUGGCUUGUAUAUAAUACCUACUAUAGUGCCUUGUAACUGCCUCUGUAAACCAGAAAUAAAGGGAAAAAGCUCUUGGAUUCCCCCCAGUCAAGAUGUCACUUCCUUCCCUGUCAUGGUUGGCUUUCUGUUAAGAUGAAUCUCUUUUGUAGGAGAGAGGACUACACAGGCUGCUGAUACCAGUCU
This is a messenger RNA of Physeter macrocephalus (sperm whale), 6353 nucleotides long. It is a transcript of the gene WDR41, whose product is annotated as WD repeat domain 41. Gene Ontology annotation, cellular component: lysosomal membrane. Lineage: Eukaryota; Metazoa; Chordata; Mammalia; Artiodactyla; Physeteridae. Gene Ontology annotation, molecular function: protein binding. The record is from RefSeq and is a predicted model, not a curated record. The transcript has 14 exons. Bases 297 to 1715 code for a protein of 472 amino acids. Gene Ontology annotation, biological process: regulation of autophagy.